AGCUGGCCCGGCUGUCCCGGGUGAGCCGGGCAGAGCCCGGCCACAGCCCCACGUCCCACUCGGCAGCACCUCUCAUUUCUCUCUUUUCUCUCCCUCCCCAGGCUAGCGGUACGGGGCUGGGACCCCGGUGAUGCCGUAAGAACCGCGGCUAGUGGGGAGGAUUCGGAAAAGCCGGAGUUUGCGGCGAGCUGCCCGGGGUGAGCUUAUUCCAUGUCGGAGAAGCAUCGGCACCCCUGCCCCGUGCCACCCACUCCCCCUGCCCAGGAGAGGAGAGGGACGGCUCGCCGAGAGCAGCUUAAGCAAAGGAAAAGGUGACCAGGAUGCUGCACCAUGGGAAGCACUGGAGGUCCAUGUGCAAGGGGCUCGUCCUGGGGACCCUCCUGACCAGCUUCAUGCUGCUGCUCUACUCCUAUGCCAUCCCUCCGCUGCAAGUCAGCAUGACAGAGAUCCCUGUCCCCUCCUCCUGCUCCUCCUACCCAGCCCCCGGCAAGGCGCUGGCAGCGGCCAACGGCACGGGCAGCCCUUCGGGAGGGAGCUGCCUGCCCAAGCUGAACAUCAUGUUCAUGAAGACGCACAAGACAGCCAGCAGCACCAUCCUCAACAUCCUCUUCCGUUUUGGGGAGAAGCACCGCUUGAAAUUCGCCUUCCCCAACGGCCGCAACGACUUCUACUACCCCUCCUACUUCGAGCGCAGCCAGGUGCAGCACUACCGGCCGGGCGCCUGCUUCAACAUCAUCUGCAACCACAUGCGCUUCCACUACGAGGAGGUGCGCAAGCUCCUGCCGGCAGAUGCCACCUUCGUGACGGUGCUGCGGGACCCUGCCUACCUCUUCGAGUCCUCCUUCCACUACUUUGGGCGCGUCAUCCCCCUCACGUGGAAGCUGACGGGGGAGGACAAGCUGGCAGAGUUCCUCCGGGACCCCUGGCACUACUAUGACCCCAACGGGUUCAACGCUCACUACCUCCAAAACCUCCUCUUCUUUGACUUGGGCUACGACAACAACAUGAACGCCAACAGCCCGCUGGUGGAGGAGCACAUCCAGGAGAUAGACCGCCGGUUCCACCUCGUCAUGUUGCUCGAGUACUUCGAUGAGUCCCUGGUGCUGCUGAAGGACCUGCUGUGCUGGCAGCUGGAGGACAUCCUCUACUUCAAGCUCAACGCGCGGAAGGGCUCCACCGUCUCCCGGCUGACACCUGAGCUCUAUGAGAAAGCCACGUCCUGGAAUCUCAUCGACGCCAAGCUCUACCGCUAUUUUAAUGCCACCUUCUGGCGUAAAGUGGAGGCCUACGGGAGGGAGCGGAUGGCCAAGGAUGUGGCUGAGCUGCGGCGGGAGAACGAGAAGAUGAAGAGCAUCUGCAUCGACGGGGGACACGCUGUGGAUGCCAGCGCCAUCCAAGAAUCCUCCAUGCAACCCUGGCAGCCGCUGGGGGAGAAGUCCAUCCUGGGCUACAACUUGAAGAAGAAGAUCAACAAGAAGCACCAGAAGCUGUGCCGCAAGAUGCUGACGCCAGAAAUCCAGUACCUGACUGACCUGGGGGUCAACCUCUGGAUCACCAAGCUGUGGAGCCAUGUACGGGACUUCCUGAAGUGGUAGGGGACAGUGGGCACCCCGUUCCCCCCAGGGAAGAACCAGGUGCUUUCCUUUUUCUUACUUCAUGGUGUCUUUUGGUUGGACGUGAGCAGAACUGGCCAGAGGCUCUGGCACCCGGGAACGCUGGGAGGACUUUCUGUCACUGUCCUGCCGAGCCUCCACCUGGGCCUGGAGGGGACACCAAUGUCACCCACCAGCAGGAGGAGCGGAGCCUCCCUGCCUCUGAGGGGUCCAGGACUGGCGGUUUGGGGGUGGGUUUUUUCCAGCAGGAUCCACUUCUCCCUUCCCCACGGAAAGGCAGGAGGAGGUGUUGGUGAAGGACGUGGCCUCGUCACAGCGGGAGCAGGACAUCCAUCACCAGGUGGCGGUGCGGGCAGGGAUGUGCCCUGCUGGUGGUGGCAGGGAACCCCAACCUCAAGGAGCUCUUCUAAUCACCCCAUUUCCCUUGAGCCCUGGUUUUGGGGCUGCAGGUCAGGGCCUGCUGCACCACUCCAGCGGGUUCCAGCCCAUGGGUGUGAUGAGCACAGCACAUUCUCAGCCCACCCACAGCCAUCGGUCCCUGGCGGGCUGCCACCCGGAGCCACCCGGAGAAUGGAAAACCCACCCCAAAAGCCCCCGCCUUCAUCAGCAGGCUCAUGGCCCCCAUGGGUGAAGGGUGGCCAUGCAGCAGGUCCUCUCCCAGCCCCACAUCGUCCCAGUUAGAGGGCCCUGGUCCCUGCAGGGGACAUCCCGGGAGGUCCAUGGGGUCUGGUGAGAACUGGUGUGGGGAGGAGGAGAGCAGGGUCCGGUGGCCGCCGUCCCAGUGAUGCCAUCCCUCGGGCACAGGGGGAAUGCCAAGGACGAGGUGUGUGUGUGUGUCCCCCUGGCCGUGGGGCAGACAGCCCUCAGGCGUCCCAGCCGGGCUGGAUGACAUCGGCAACGCCGCGUCCUGCCGAGAGCGGCCCUGGCCGGGCAGAGCGGUGGCACCCGCAGCUGAGCUGCCCCCGCGGCAGAGGGACCCCCGCCGGCCCCCCCGCCCGCCUUCUGCUCCCUUUGUAAAGCCCAGAAAUAAAAAAAGCAAUUCUACUUUUGUAAAAUAACUGUAUAUUUGGCAGUUUUUAAUAUAAGAAUUAUCCA
This is a messenger RNA of Calidris pugnax (ruff), 2708 nucleotides long. RefSeq names its product galactose-3-O-sulfotransferase 1 (gene GAL3ST1). Gene Ontology annotation, biological process: galactosylceramide biosynthetic process; myelination. The coding region runs from base 321 to 1595 and encodes 424 amino acids. Gene Ontology annotation, cellular component: membrane. The transcript has 3 exons. Gene Ontology annotation, molecular function: galactosylceramide sulfotransferase activity. NCBI's taxonomy places the organism in Eukaryota, Metazoa, Chordata, Aves, Charadriiformes, Scolopacidae. The record is from RefSeq and is a predicted model, not a curated record.